AAUUGGGCUUUCUAGUAAUUUCUAGCCCAAUACUCAUCAUGCGAAAACUGUGAAAUGUGAAUACUCUUUCUCUCUCUAUCCAUAAACCCUUUCCCCAACCCACCACUCUCACCCCCAAUCACCGUACACACACACAGUCAUGGCGGCGACCACCGCACUCUUCCGAUCACUCCGGUCAUCAUCUCCACACCUAACACGUUUCUUCUCUUCAUCCUCAAUAUGCAGAGCUCCACCUCUUCCCGGAUUCACCCGACCCGCCCGUGCCACAAUCUCUCUCUCACACUCUCUCCGCGUGUUUGCACCUGCCGCCGUUCGCCUCAACCUCAUCCGGUGCCGCGUCAACCGCUCCGGAGGCGCGUACUCACCGCUCAACUCCGGUUCCAACGUCAGCGACCGGCCGCCCACGGAAAUGGCGCCGUUGUUUCCAGGUUGUGAUUAUGAGCAUUGGUUGAUUGUGAUGGAUAAGCCUGGUGGUGAAGGUGCUAGUAAACAGCAGAUGAUUGAUUGUUAUGUUGAAACCCUAGCUAAAGUUUUAGGAAGUGAGGAAGAAGCAAAGAAGAAGAUUUACAAUGUUUCUUGUGAGAGGUACUUUGGAUUUGGCUGUGAAAUUGAUGAAGAGACAUCUAAUAAGCUUGAAGGGUUGCCCGGUGUGCUGUUUGUUCUACCAGAUUCGUAUGUGGAUGCUGAAAACAAAGAUUAUGGAGCUGAGCUGUAUGUGAACGGAGAGAUAGUUCAAAGGUCGCCCGAAAGGCAGAGGAGGGUGGAGCCAGUGCCAUCGAGAGUGCAAGACAGACCCAGAUACAAUGAUCGGACCCGAUAUGUCAGGCGUCGUGAAAAUAGCCGCUAAUUGCGAUAUCCACUAAUCCUAAGUAUGUAACAGAUUGCUCGAGUCUGAUACAACAAAUCCUAAAUAUGUAACAGACUGCUUGUGUCUGGACAUUUGAAAUAUCACUAGUGGACUGGUUAUUGUUAAUGUAGUAAUGAUGGUAUGUCGGGUAAAGUAUUUUUGCAGAUAUGAUUUGGUCUACAAUCAUGUCUCGUUUAUUGAAUGUUUAUUUUCGGUAUCAA
Molecule: messenger RNA, 1068 nt
Organism: Helianthus annuus (common sunflower)
Lineage: Eukaryota; Viridiplantae; Streptophyta; Magnoliopsida; Asterales; Asteraceae
Product: multiple organellar RNA editing factor 2, chloroplastic
Exons: 4
Coding region: 140-847 (235 amino acids)
Biological process (GO): mitochondrial mRNA modification; cytidine to uridine editing
Cellular component (GO): mitochondrion
Source: RefSeq, a predicted model, not a curated record